Sparassis crispa is the source of this 834-nucleotide messenger RNA. RefSeq lists its product as hypothetical. The transcript is spliced from 4 exons. The record is from RefSeq and is a predicted model, not a curated record. Gene Ontology annotation, molecular function: RNA binding. Lineage: Eukaryota; Fungi; Basidiomycota; Agaricomycetes; Polyporales; Sparassidaceae. Bases 1 to 834 code for a protein of 277 amino acids.
AUGGCUUCACCUGCACGUUCUCCUCUCUCUCCAGAUCCCGAGUCAGGCCCCUCUGCGUCGACUUCCACCGCUAUCAGUCACCUCACAUUUCCUACGCCAGCUGCUGAGCCCACUCUCCCAACACACACACCAGCCCAGCCGCGGCAGUUGCUCAAGGAGCGGUUAUACGUAGGGAAUCUUCACCCUACCGUUGACGAAUACACGCUGCUGCAGCUCUUCACCAAGUAUGGCAAGGUCUCCAAGCUCGACUUCCUCUUCCACAAGGCGGGCCCGCUCCGCGGUAAGCCGCGCGGGUAUGCCUUCGUUGAGUUUGCCGAAUCCGAUGACGCGGACCGCGCGCUCGCCGCGACGCACGACAGGCUAUUGCGCGGCCGCCGCCUCACCGUCACCCACGCGCACCAGGCCCCGCUCGAUGUGCUCCCCCCAGGCAUGCGUCCCCGCAGGCCGCACGACGCGGCGAAGCCCACUGCACUCAGUAUGCUGAAGAGCGUCGGCGUGGGUAGGGCUGAUGCGACGAGCGCGAAGAUCGCAAAGAUGGAGGCGAAACUCCGCCAGAUGUCCGCCACCCCCGCCGUCCCCACCGCCUCGUCAUCAUCGAAUCGGCCGAUACCCCUGCACCCGUCUCUGCCCCCGCGCCCAGCGCCACCAUCUCGCCCGCCGGCGCGAGGAACGCCGAAUACCAAGGCUGCGCUCCCGGCGCUGCCGAUAAGCCCGCCUGGGGCGGGUACCAGUGCGAGUGCGAGGCAGACGGGCGUGGGGCCUGUCGGGCCGACUACACACGCGCAUACGGAGCGGAAACAUCUUGCGGGGGUGCGGAUCGUGAAGAAGAAGUAG